Molecule: messenger RNA, 975 nt
Organism: Wallemia mellicola CBS 633.66
Lineage: Eukaryota; Fungi; Basidiomycota; Wallemiomycetes; Wallemiales; Wallemiaceae
Product: transaldolase
Exons: 3
Coding region: 1-975 (324 amino acids)
Biological process (GO): carbohydrate metabolic process; pentose-phosphate shunt; pentose-phosphate shunt, non-oxidative branch
Cellular component (GO): cytoplasm; intracellular anatomical structure
Molecular function (GO): transaldolase activity
Source: RefSeq, a predicted model, not a curated record
AUGUCAAACUCAUUAGAUCUCUUAAAGCAAACUGGCACCGUCGUCGUAUCUGACUCCGGUGACUUCGAAUCAAUUGACGCAUACAAGCCACAAGAUGCUACCACUAACCCAUCCCUUAUCUUGGCUGCUACCAAGCAACCAAACUACGCCAAGUUAAUCGAUGUUGCCAUCGACUACGCUAAGUCUCAACAAGGUGACCUCAACUUGAAGGUUGAACACGCACUCGACCGUCUCCUCGUUGAAUUCGGUAGAAAGAUCCUUGACAUCAUCCCAGGCCGUGUCUCCACCGAAGUUGACGCUUCCCUCUCAUUCAACAAGGAAGCCACCAAGGAAAAGGCACGUGAAAUCAUCCAACUCUACAAGGAGAACGGUGUUCACAAGGACCGUGUCCUCAUCAAGAUCGCCUCCACCUGGGAAGGUAUCCAAGCAGCCAAGGACUUGGAAGCUGAAGGUAUCCACUGUAACUUGACCCUCCUCUUCGGUUUCGGUCAAGCUGUCGCCUGUGCUGAAGCUGGUGUCACCCUCAUUUCACCAUUCGUCGGCCGUAUCCUCGACUGGUACAAGAAGAACAAGCCAGAAGGCUCAUACGACGGUGAGAAGGACCCAGGUGUUGUCUCCGUCCAAAAGAUCUACAACUACUACAAGCAACACGGCUACAACACCAUCGUUAUGGGUGCAUCAUUUAGAACCACCGACGAAAUCAAGAACCUUGCUGGAUGUGACUUCUUGACAGUCGCUCCAGCUCUCCUUGAGCAACUCAAGAACUCAACUGACAAGAUCGAAAGAAAGCUUGACCCACAAACCGCUCAAGCAUCUGAGAAGAUCGAAAAGACAUCAUUCAUCAACGACGAGGCUAAGUUCAGAUGGGCACUCUUCGAAGAACAAAUGGCAUUCGACAAGCUCCACGAAGGUAUCCGUAAAUUCGGUGAGGAUGCUAUUACCCUCCGUGGCGAACUUAAGAAGCGUCUUGAAUAA